AUGCUGCCUCAAUUGAGCCGUCUCCAAGUACGGACCUUGGGUUUUAGACGAUUCGCCUCAUCUCAUUCACACUCAGAUGCCAAAGUCGAACAAAAGCCAGACGACUACAGACCGGGAACUGAUUCGUACGCUUAUGAAAACCCGUGGCCAAAGUUGAAUGGUGGUCGUUUGGACUGGUUGUUCGGAGACGGAUGGAGAAGACCGCUUGCUAAGGAUCAAGGAGCAAAAAUGAGAAGAGAGUGGAUCUGGUUCUCACAAGUGGCACAUGAUGAACACAAAGAUUGGGCUCGCUUCCAUCAAGCUGCAUUCCUUCUUUUCACCGUUCUCACCACCUGGUUCACUUGCUGGAUCAUGUUCGCUCGUCCAGACUGGCCGAUGGGCAGAGAAUGGGCUCUUAGAGAGGCUCAUUUGGAGAUUGCUAGACGAGAGAAGGCCGGACUUCCACUCAUCAGUCCUGAUCUUAUCCCAAGAGAUCGUGUUGCUGCAACUCUCCCAUCCGACGAGGAACUUCGCGAUUUCGAUGUGCUCAUCUAA
Caenorhabditis briggsae is the source of this 534-nucleotide messenger RNA. The record is from RefSeq and is a predicted model, not a curated record. Lineage: Eukaryota; Metazoa; Nematoda; Chromadorea; Rhabditida; Rhabditidae. The coding region runs from base 1 to 534 and encodes 177 amino acids. The transcript has 5 exons.